This is a messenger RNA of Megalobrama amblycephala (Wuchang bream), 6008 nucleotides long. It is a transcript of the gene grk5l, whose product is annotated as G protein-coupled receptor kinase 5 like. Gene Ontology annotation, biological process: signal transduction; regulation of signal transduction; protein phosphorylation. The transcript has 16 exons. Gene Ontology annotation, molecular function: G protein-coupled receptor kinase activity; ATP binding. NCBI's taxonomy places the organism in Eukaryota, Metazoa, Chordata, Actinopteri, Cypriniformes, Xenocyprididae. Gene Ontology annotation, cellular component: cytoplasm. The record is from RefSeq and is a predicted model, not a curated record. The coding region runs from base 855 to 2612 and encodes 585 amino acids.
AAAAGCAUCGUAAGCCUAAGUUGAUCGUAGCUCCAUUGCCACCAAUGGCGCUACGAUCAACUUAGGCAUACAAUGCUUUUGGGAAACGCUACCCAGGUUUUGACAAGUGUAAGAUUUACAGUGUACUCUUACUAUGUUGUUGAACAGAGAGCACUAGCCAAGGCCAGUAAUGUUAGCUGAUCUAACUGAAUAUACUGUAGACGAAUAAUGUAGAGGAAUUUUUAAAAUGUGCGUUUAUUAAAAAUAGCUUGGUUUAUUUUGCUUUUACACGCUUUAGAUAGUAGACAAAAGAGUUUCUUUUAAAAGACAGCAGGCUUUGCAAGAGUGUUUUUGUGGAUGGUAAUGUGGGUGAGUGUACAUAGUUUAAUAGUUAAAGGGACAUUUCACAACGCUUUGUACAAAUAUUGAAAAAAGCCUUUUUACAAACAUGUUUCUCGUCAUGCUACUGCUCUUAUUCAAGUUCAAACCCUUCUGAACAUACAGUGAACAUCAGGAAAUCAGUCUUUUUAAAGUGGUCUUGUGUUUAUUGAUGUGUGCAGGCCUCUGUGUGUGUGCAUAUGUGUGAGAGAGAGCACUUGUUCAGUGAGGGUCUGCUUUGUUUGUUCUAUGUCCAUGUGUGUGACUGAACCCCCCCCCCCCCAUUUGUUUAUCACGCUGUGUUCAGAGCAGAAAAUGAGGCGCAAGGCACGCAGAGUCUUGUCCAAAUGUUCGACUAGCAGUAGAUAACAGGAAAAGCAGAGUUUACAGGCCACACAGUCUGUUUACAUGGCUGAAGCCAUGCUUCCGAAAUCAUUAGAGAGUCCGGCCAGAGCCAGGCAGCCCCAAACUAAACAGAAAGCCCAUCUACGUCUGCUAUGAUAUUCUGCUUGGAGAUAUUCAAGCACGGACAUCAUGUUGACAAUGAAAAAGGUGGAGGAGGAAAACGGAAAGGAAGAAGUAAAAAAUGGAGGGAGAUUCUUCGUUUUCCUCAUAUCAGUCAGUGCACAGAAUUGAGCAAAACCAUCGAGCGGGACUACUUCAGCCUGUGUGAGAAGCAGCCCAUCGGAAGACUUCUGUUCCGCCUCUACUGUGAGACCCGACCAGAGAUGCAGCGAUGCAUCCAACUUCUGGACGCCAUGGAGGACUACGAGGUGACACCCGAUGAGAAGAGGAAGAGUCGAGGAGAUGAGAUCAUCAAGAAAUUUCUCACCAAGCAGUCCUCUGAGUGUGUGGAUGUUGCUGAAGGUCUUGCUGAAAGUUGCAGAGAAAAUCUAGAACUGAGUCCCUGCAAGGAGAUCUUCAGUGACUGUCGCAAAGCUCUUCAUGACUACUUAAGUAGUGCUCCAUUCUCUGACUAUCAGAACAGUAUGUACUUCGACCGCUUCCUCCAAUGGAAAAUGCUGGAAAGGCAGUCUAUCACAAAAGACACAUUUCGGCAGUAUAGAGUUCUGGGGAAAGGAGGCUUUGGAGAGGUGUGUGCAUGCCAGGUGAGAGCCACAGGUAAAAUGUAUGCCUGCAAAAAGCUUGAGAAGAAAAGGAUAAAGAAGAGAAAGGGGGAGGCCAUGGCUCUAAAUGAGAAACAGAUUCUGGAGAAGGUCAACAGCAGGUUUGUGGUUAGUUUAGCGUACGCAUAUGAGACCAAAGAUGCCCUGUGUCUGGUGCUGACCAUAAUGAACGGUGGUGAUCUGAAGUUUCACAUCUAUAACAUGGGAACCCCGGGCUUUGAGAAGGAGCGUGUGCAGUUCUAUGGCGCCGAGAUCUGCUGCGGUCUAGAACACCUGCACAGAGAGUCUAUCGUCUACAGGGAUUUAAAACCAGAGAAUAUACUUUUAGAUGAUAAUGGUCAUAUCCGGAUCUCAGACCUGGGGCUGGCCAUUAAAGUGCCUGAUGGAGAACAGAUCCGUGGUCGAGUGGGGACUGUGGGCUACAUGGCUCCAGAGGUGAUCAAUAACGAGCGGUAUAGCAUGAGUCCGGACUGGUGGGGGUUGGGCUGUCUGAUCUAUGAGAUGACCGCUGGCCGAUCGCCUUUCCGCGCUCGCAAAGAGCGAGUGAAGAGGGAAGAAGUGGAGAAGAGGGUGCAGGAGGAGGAAGAGGAGUACAGCGACAAGUUUUCAGAAGACACCAAAGCCAUCUGCAGGAUGCUGUUAGCCAAAGAUCCCAAGCAGAGGCUCGGCUGCCAGGCGGAUGGAGCUGCUGGAGUCAAAGCCCACCCAUUCUUUAAGAACAUCAACUUCAAGAGGCUAGAGGCCGGCAUUCUGGAACCUUCCUUUGUGCCUGAUCCCAGGGCGGUCUACUGUAAAGAUGUUCUGGACAUUGAGCAGUUCUCCACCGUUAAGGGUGUCAACCUGGACCAAACAGACAAUGAUUUCUACUCCAAGUUUGCCACUGGCAGUGUCUCCAUCCCAUGGCAAAAUGAGAUGAUCGAGACAGAGUGCUUCAGCGACCUUAAUGUAUUCGGGCCUCAGGGGACACGGCCCCCUGACCUGGAUUGGAACCAGCCUCCCGAGCCGCCUCGGCGUAGCCUGCUGGACAGGAUCUUUAGGAGACAUCAUCCAGAGGUGACCAUCGCUCAAAGCCGGGUCUCGUCUUCCAGUGUCAACUCUGUUGACUCCAUGUCAAACUCUGCCCCCUAGUGGACAGAUCGCUGCUGGACUGCAGGGAACAAAAGCGAGUGAGCGAUAAAGAGAGGAAAGAAUACGAGUGAAGAACUCCUCCUGCCCUUUAAAGACCAGUCGACAGAGCGUGGAAGAGUCUGUUUUCCUUGCCUUGGCCCUCACUACCCAUCCACGGCCCGCUGAGAGGACAGGAGAAAAAACAAACUCCUGUUUAAAGACCUUUAUUUAUCCGUUUUGUGACCGAAAGGAGAACAUUUAUUCCUUCACCUCACGCUCCCUCAGGAUUGCUGGAACAGUAAAGAGCCACUGACAAUGACAGAAUAUUAACUCAUAUUAUUCAGGGGAUUUUAUCGACAAAGAGAGGCCUCCACAGGGAAUGGGAAGGGGGCUUUUUAAAUGUUCUUUUGCAAAGGAAAGCUAAUAUAGUGAACUUAAGAGACUACACACUCACUCACAAACACACGCACACUCUCGAUUCCUCCUCCAUCCCUCUCUCGCUAUACCUACCUAUCUACCCCUUUUUUCUUUCCGUCUACAUGUAACACCUCCAACCUCAACCCAAAAUGUGCAUUGCCUUGCAUUCUCUCAGGCCAAAGAGCUUAUUACAGGAAGACACGUAUUUGAGUAACCGUUGCCAUAUUUCGCUGCAGAGAGUGACGAAAGGCCUAAAAGCACAAGGAAAUAGGAGCUCAUUUUAGCUGUAUACGUUUUCCUUCCCUGUCAUCUGCAAAUUAUGUGAAAUCACUGAAAAACAAACUCAAUUUGGCAGCUUCAGCCUCUUCCAGUCCACUUAAGACCAGCGUCCGUUUUCUAAAAUCUCAUCUGCUCCAUUUGUCGGACACUACGUGGUCUACAAACAUAAGCUAAAAGUAUCUCUGUAUGAUCAGUUUCUUUGUGCGUAAAGGCCAUUGACCAUAGUGAAAGGCGGAGCCAUCUCAGUGGACGUGGUCUUUGGGUUGGUAGGCCACCUACCAGCAGACACAUAGCCAAUCACAGCACAAUAAAUCAGUCAGGGAGUACUUCUCAUCUCAUCACAUUAUUCAUAAGUGGCUCAUUUACCCGAUUUACAGAAAAUAUAUGAUAAAAGGUGAUUAAUUCAGCUUUCAUAGGCAAUUUGGCAUUGAAUCAGAGGAUGUUGCUGGACUCUUCAAUCUGAGCUACUGUGAGAUUUUGCUGAUGUGGAAAAGAGUUUAAAAAUGUGCUAAAUUUGUAUCACGGCAGCUCCAAGGGGAGACGGAAUUGACCAUGUAAUAAUAAUACAUCUACAGUACACAGUCAAGCGUUUUCACUUUUUAGGACAACAAAACAGUUUUCUUCCAGAUUCCGUAUGUAAAUAUGCCUUCAUUUAAUCAGAUUUCAACCACUAAUAGACUGAAACUGGCACCACUUCACUUCAGCCUUUAUGCACACACACAAUACACCAGACUCAUGAAGUUUCAUACCUCAGCAGAUGUUUUCUCAUACUUAUGCAGUUUCCAUUCAGAUGCCAAUUGGUAGAAAGACAUUUCAUUCAUCUUCCCCAACUGUAAAUGUACUCAUUUAAAAAGUGUCCAGGAUUUCAGUUGUAUAGACAUCAUGGGAAUCCAGAACACACUGGCCUAAAAAUACAUUUAUAUCCCAUGCAUAGAGAAUACAUGAUAGUUUUGUAGUGUUCAAAUGUUUCUUUAAAUAAAUGGAUAGUUUAUCAGUAACCAAAUGGAGCGACUCAAGAAGGAACAGAAUAUGAAUCUCGACCUCAUAAUCUUGCAUUUACAAUACCAUUCCAAGGGUUUUUUUAUGCCUCAAAGUUCAAUAGCGAAUCUCAAGACAAAUCAAGUGUAUUAAAAUGACGACUUGAAGCUAUUUCACGAGUACGUAUGCUAAGUGCCAUGUCAUUUCCAAUCAUUAAACUGAUGUGUGUUUACCAAAUUAUGGAUCAGUUAUGCCAUUAAUUUACCAUGCUAGAAAUUUCAUCUGAAGGGUUUAAAAUGAAAAAAAGUGUAUACUUAGUGCAGGUUCUAACAUUUCAAACUUCUUCUCGUCUGAAAUGUGUGUAAUAACUGGUUAUUGCACUGUAUUAUGACAUGUUACAUAAAUUGCACUGCACUCUGCAUGGUCAAUCAACUAUUCAUCGAGCGGGACCAAUGUGUCUGUUAACGCUUUAGGGGUCUGAUCUCUGUGUAUACUAGUGCCAUGCUGUUGUUCAUUGUGGUGACACUUUAUACGCCACAUAGUUGUGAUGAUUCAUGGUCACUUUCAUGUGAAAUUCAGAAAAGAUUCAUGUUAAUGCAUUUCUCCUAUUUUUAAAAAUUGUGACCAAUGUUGAUUUGGAAGUACUUUAUUUACCAUUACAGGGAAUAUUCAUCACUUUUGCCACUUGUGUAUCUAAAUUGGGUUAGUUAUUAUAAAACUUGAUUAACAUGAUACUCCAGCAACUGAGAGUCGUGUUACUGACUUUACAGUGAUUUUGAAUCAGACUUUUCCCCAAAUAUGCAUAGAUAAAGUGCAUAUUAUUUUUGUAUUAGUUCAUUAAGUGUUUCUUGCACUCUUUAUCAUUAAGAGGGACUGAUGUAAACUGAUAUUAUGUUAUAUCAGCAAGUAGAUGUUGAUUUGGUCUAUGGAAACAUAAGGGAAAGGUUUGCCACUUUUUUAAUUUUAUUUAGAGUUUUCUAAAUGGACGGGAAAGCUUUGAGUCACAGUAAAUUAUUUCUGUAAUUUAAACAAAAGGGUUGUAAAUUGAAGGCCUGAUGGUUUAAACUUCAAACCUAUAGGUUUAUAUUUCUACAGUAUCCUCUGAAGUAAUUUAACAGCUGUGAAGUUUAGAAAAAUGAACCUUUCCUCAGACUAGGAGUUAAUGCUUUGCUUAUGUAUACUUUCUGUUUGUCCUCCAUACAACAAUGUGACGAAUGAACUGGUGGUGACGUGUAAUUGCUGCAUAAAAGGGAACUUUGCCUUUAAAACAAUGACCAAACUAAAAGGGAACUGAAGUGAUGUUUAUUUGGAGAGUAAAAACUAGAGAAAUUAGAGAAGACAAGAUUUUGAGGACAUGGCUCCUUUUGGAUUCAUUUUUUGUAUAAGUCAUGAAGUGAGUUUUAAUUACAUUCUAGAGAAAAAAAAAACCCAAUGAAGUGCCUCCUUUUUAGUAGUCUAGUCCAGGUUAGUGCCCAUGAUACGGUUUGCACUUUGUGUGUCACUUCAGUCAUUCACACAAUGUAAACAUGCACACGCACAAACACACACACACACACACAUUUUAAAGAGAGGUGUUGUACUACGCUGACUGCAUGUGAAGCCAAACCUGACAGUCCUUCUGAAUAAAACCUGUGCUGGCCUGAACAUAACUGUGUAGUUCUUUUAGAAAUGUGAAUGUGUUUGUAUUAUGAUAACAUACGUGAUUAUCAUGAACGAUAAAUAAACAUAAAACUGAAUAAUAAA